ACAGCAGCAAGCCAGAAGACAUAUUUUAGCAAAAAUAGAUAUGCCAAACUAAUCGAGUUGUUUUAUUCGGCUCUGAAAGCUUUAGCUAUGCAGACAGGGCGUAUACUUGUUGCUUUGGUUUUUCUAGGAUUUGUUGUUCCCUUCGAGGCUGCCAAGUGCAACGCAGCUCCAAAAUCUGUGCAGAAUGUACACGUUUGUUGUUCAGCACCGAUGCCAAAUUGGGGAGUUUACAAUAGCGAGUGCCAUAAAUCGGGACCUCAGGCCACUUGCCGCCUCGCUUGCAUCUUUAAUGUGAGCUCAGCUCUGCAGGGAACUCGAUUGAUUCAAGCCAAAGUUCGACCCAUGUUGCAACGGGCUUUUUCCAGUGAACCUGUCAUCGAUGUCUAUGAGUCGAAUUUUGCCAAGUGUUCCUCGCUAGUUAGAGCCAAGUACCAGGAGCUAACUCCAAUAAGCCGGCAAAGUGAUGCCUGCGAUAGACACGCCCUCUUCUAUAGCCUCUGUGCCUAUGCUCGCUUGAUUUUCACCUGUCCGGAUAAAAUGUGGCAGCGGAAUAAUAAGAUGUGCCAAGAGGCAAAGUCCUAUGCAAAAAACUGUCCGUGGCCAGCUUUGAAAAUGUUUAUGAAAGCCACAUAAAUAAAGCAUCUACAAAUAAAAGGAAUACCACUUUUCACA
Molecule: messenger RNA, 672 nt
Organism: Drosophila ficusphila
Lineage: Eukaryota; Metazoa; Arthropoda; Insecta; Diptera; Drosophilidae
Gene: Obp50a
Exons: 4
Coding region: 88-633 (181 amino acids)
Source: RefSeq, a predicted model, not a curated record